AUGAAGGUGGGGAAUGGUCAGCAGUUUUGCAAAUGCAGCGGGGGUCAGUGCUUUUAUUGGGCUGAGCUCUUGGAAGACUCAGGUCCUUGGGUCAUAGGCAUCACGGACCAAUCUGAAGAAAACUGCAUUUCAGGGCCUGUUAAGGCUACAACUCCAGUUGGAGGUCCAAAACAUGUUCUCGUGACUCAGCAAUUUCCUUGUCAGAAUCCAUUACCUGCAAAUAGUGGCCAGGCUCAGUGGGUCUUGUGUCCUUCAAAUUCUUCCCAGCGUGUUCCUUUGCAAGCACAAAAGCUUGUCUCCAGGCACAAGCCAGUUCAGAAUCAGAAGCAGAAGCAAUUGCAGGCAACCAGUGUACCUCAUCCUGCCUCCAGGCCACUGAAUAACACCCAAAAGAGCAAGCAGUCCCCGCUGUCGGCACCUGAAAAUAAUCCUGAGGAGGAACUGGCAUCAAAACAGAAAAAUGAAGAAUCAAAAAAGAGGCAAUGGGCUUUGGAAGACCUUGAAAUUGGUCGCCCUCUGGGUAAAGGAAAGUUUGGUAAUGUUUAUUUGGCAAGAGAAAAACAAAGCAAGUUUAUUCUGGCUCUUAAAGUGUUAUUUAAAGCUCAGCUGGAGAAAGCAGGAGUGGAGCAUCAACUCAGAAGAGAAGUAGAAAUACAGUCCCACCUCCAACAUCCUAAUAUAAUCAGACUGUAUGGUUAUUUCCAUGAUGCCACCAGAGUCUACCUAAUUCUGGAAUAUACACCACUUGAAACAGUCAAUACAGAACUUCAGAAACUUUCAAAGUUUGAUGAGCAGAGAACUGCUACUUAUAUCACAGAAUUGGCAAGUGCCCUGUCUUACUGUCAUUCAAAACCAGUUAUUCAUAGAGACAUUAAGCCAGAGAACUUACUUCUUGGAUCAGCUGGAGAGCUUGAAAUUGCAAAUUUUGGGUGGUCAGAACAUGCUCCAUCUUCCAGGAGGACCGCUUUCUGUGGCACCCUGGACUACCUGCCCCCCGAAAUGAUUGAAGGUCGGAUGCAUGAUGAGAACGUGGAUCUCUGGAGCCUUGGAGUUCUUUGCUGUGAAUUUUUAGAUGGGAAGCCUCCUUUUGAGGCAAAUACAUACCAAGAGACCUACAAAAGAAUAUCACGGGUUGAAUUCACAUUCCCUGACUUUGUAACAGAGGGAGCCAGGGACCUCAUUUCAAGACUGUUGAAGCAUGAUCCCAGCCAGAGGCCAGUGCUCAGAGAAGUACUUGAAUACCCCUGGAUCACAGCAAAUUCAUCAAAACCAUCAAAUUGCCAAAACAAAGAAUCAACUAGCAAGUAUUCUUAGGAAUCGUGCAGGGGGAGAAAUCCUUGAGCCAGGGCUGCUGUAUAACCUCUCAGGAACAUGCUACCGAAAUUUAUUUUACCAUUGACUGCUGCCCUCAAUCUAGAACACUACAAGAAAUAUUUGUUUUACUGAGCAGGUGUGCCUUAACCUCCCUACUCAGAAAGCUCCACAUCAAUAAACAUGACACUCUGCAGUGAAAGUAGCCACGAGAAUUGUGCUACUUAUACUGGUUCAUAAUCUGGAGGCAAGAUUCGACUGCAGCCACCCCAUCUGUCUGUGCCAGCCAUGGUGUCCUCCCAGGAGGCAAAUCCAGAGUCUGGCUAUGGGGAAAGUGACCACUUUGUCCUGACUCGAUCGGUUAAGGAGCUGUCCAAUAACCUUCCAAGUACGUGAGUGAGUGUGUAGCUUAUUGGGUUGGCCAAGCCUGGUAAAGCUGUUGGACUAAGUAUGUGAUUCUUUUUAAGUAGGAAAAUAAAGAUAUUUGUACAGAAAAAAAAAGUACUUUUAUUUUACUGUGGACAGCUGCUAGAGAUAUAGUGAUACCACUCUCUUCUAUAUUUGAAUUAUCAAAGUAUGACUUUAUGUUACUUUGUAUAUUUAAUUACAAAAGAAGACUGUCCUCUGUAGCUUUACAAGAUGCUGAACCCUACCCUUUCCCAAUGUUUACAUUAAUGACAACUGUUAAAUUUUGUUUUUAUAAAGUAAAUACUAUCUACUUAAGACAUGAAGUAUGAUCUUACUGCUUUGUGGCUUUUUUGUUUGUUUUGUUUUUGUUUUUUAGAGACAGGGCCUCACUCUGUCACCCAGGCCAGAGUGCAGUGGCAUGAUCAUAGCUCACUGCAGCCUUAAAACUCCUGGAUUCAAGGGAUCCUCCCACCUCAGUCUCCUGUGUUGCUAGGACUACAAGUAUGCAGCACCAUGCCCAGAUAAUUUUUUUGGUUUUUGUUGAGAUAGGGUCUUGCUGUGUUGCCCAAGCUGGUCUUGAACUCCUGGGCUUAAGUGAUCCUCCCACCUGGACUCUCAAAGUGCUAGAAUUAUAGGCAUGAGCCACUCUUCCUGGUUUAUUACUUUGAAGUUGCAGGGAUGUGUGGAGUAUAGGUCCCCACUUUAUGGGUCCCCAUUUAACCUACAGUGACAUAAUUUCCAAUGCCUAGACCAGAACUUUCUGAAAUUUACAGUUGAGUUGGGCAAAAAUAUAAAUAAAUACAUAAAUAAAUAAAUACAUGAAUAGAGAGGGAGAGCCAGAAUAGUUGGAGAUAAUUUGGGUAUUAUAAUAUUGUGGAUUUCUUGAUUUACCUAAUAGUAAAAUAAUUUCUUGUUGACAUACUAAAAAUGUAGAAUAGUUUUCCUUCUUGCCUCUUUUACCAACCAGAAUAUAAAGCAUGUAGGGAAUUAUGUUGAAAUAAUCAAUUCAUGUUUUUAAGCAAUCUCUGAGAAAAAUGUGCUUUAUUUAGGAUAACCUAAAAUCAUAGAAUCACCUUGCAUAAUGGGCUAUCACAAAUGAUAAAAAAUACUCUAUUUUUUAUAUGUAGUAAAAAUAUUUUCUCUGGUUUGAGAUCAUACUAGGAGAGAAAAUAAUCUGAAAAUAGAACAUUUAUAGAGAUUUCAGAAAAUAUAUAGAGUUACUGGGUUUCUUUAAAAUUGGAAGAGGAUCAUACAGAUAAAAUUUUACCAGUGAGGAAAUUGAGAUUUGAGUGUUCUUCAGUUUCUUCAUUCAGGUAGUAUUUAUUGAGCAUCUACUAUGUUCUAAGCACAAAAUGAGUUUAAAGAUAAAUAAAAUAAGUCCCGCAAGCAAUUUUCAGCUAAUAAAAGAAGACAUGUAUGUGAAACGAUUGUUAGAGGUGUUAUGCUAUGAUAUGGCACAUGAUGGGGGAGAAUGAAGGAGUGUUGGUCUAGUCUAUACAGGAAACCCAGAAAGUAUUCAUAUAGGAGGUGAUAUUUUCACAUUAAUAGUUUAAAGAUGUCCAUCAGAUGGAGAGAAAAUAGACAACAGAUGUGAAACAGUAUGGGAUUCAGAAAGCUGCAAACAGUAAAUUGUGGUGGGAGGGUGGGAUGUGUUAAGAGGUGAAAUUGAAGAGGUUGGUGAAGGAGUUUAGAUUUUAUUCAGUAGCAGGGUCUUUAGAUUGAAGUAAGAGUACCUUGGGAUCAUGGAAAUUUAUAAAAGGUUGCUUGGGAACAGAUGAUUUUAAGUAAAUCAUUUUCCACAUGUACCUGUGAAAGUGCCUACUUUCUCACCCUGCCUUCUCCCACUUUAUCUCUGACACGUUUGUAGUCUUAUUAUAGUAAGUUGCUUCAAGGUGUAAAAAAAACCUCCCCUUUAAUCAAAGUGUUGUAAAUUCCUCCAUUCGUUUUAUUAUUAGUUUUCCAAAUUUUACUUUUUGUUUAAUUAUCAAGAUUUAUGAUAUAUUUAUGUUGUUUUCCUCACUUAUUUACAUAUAAUAAUUGUAAUAACUCAAGCAAGAAGAAAAAUGUUAAUACUUAAGAGUCUUACAGGAAAAUGUUUUCUUAAUUCAUAUCCUUUUUUGCAGAGAAAGUUUUGUACUGAUAAUAAUAAAAAAUCUGUGUUUAUUAGAAUAGCAUUCUGUGGAGGAAGUAGAAUAGAAAUAAGUAUUCAAGGAGAAUAAAGGACUUGUAAAAGCUGUUGAGAAGGUCAGCAUUUUUUUUUAAUGGAUGUUGGUGGGUAUCAUUUCCCUAUAGUGUUUAGAAUCCACUAAGUUUUAAAAAGUAAUAAUAGUUUUAUGUUUAAAUGUACAUGUUUAUAGUAUAACAGAAAUUACAUAUUUUUUGCAAGAGAUACAUACUAAAAAAUUCUUUUGGGGCAUAUAUGAACAAAAAAUUUGAAGGCCAUUCUCCUGUAAGACUCAGUGAUUCCCAGUCUUGUCUUUUCUUUUUUUUGUUGGCAUAAUAGCGUACAUAAGAAAAGUGAGAUAUGGACCCCAAACAGCUAAAACAAUUUUGGAAAAGAAGAAAAAAGUUAGAAGAUUCACACUUUCUGAUUUCAAAGCAUAUUGCAAAGCUGUAAUAACCCAAACUGUAUGAUACUGGCAUAAAGACAAACAAACCAAUGGAAUGGAAUAGAUAGCUGAUAAGUAAACCCUCACAUAUAUGGUCAAGAUGAUUUUCAGCAAGUGUGCCAAGAGCAUUCUUUGGGGGAAAAGUCAGCUUCUUCAACAUAUGAUGUUAGAGGAAGUGGCUAUCCAUAUGCAAAAGAAUGAAAUUGAAUCCUUAUCUUAUACCAUAUACAAAAAUUAAAUAGAUUAAAGACCUAAAUGCAGCACCUAACACUGUAAAACUUUAGAAGAAAACAUAGGAGAAAAGCUUCAUGACAUUGGACUUGCAUGCUUUUGGAUAUGACACCAAAAGCAUAGGCAGCAGAAGCAGAAGUGGACAAAUGGGGCUACACUAAGCUUAAAAACUUUGUGCAUCAAAGGACACAAUCAACAGUGUGAAAAGGCAGUUUUCAAAAUGGGAGAAAAUAUUUGCAAAUCAUGUAUCUGAUACGGGAUUAAUAUCCAGAAUAUAUAAAGAAUUCCUGCAACUCAAUAACAACAACAAAAAAUCAACCCUAUUUAAAA
This is a messenger RNA of Gorilla gorilla gorilla (western lowland gorilla), 4889 nucleotides long. RefSeq names its product aurora kinase A-like. Gene Ontology annotation, molecular function: ATP binding; protein kinase activity. The record is from RefSeq and is a predicted model, not a curated record. NCBI's taxonomy places the organism in Eukaryota, Metazoa, Chordata, Mammalia, Primates, Hominidae. Gene Ontology annotation, biological process: protein phosphorylation.